This is a messenger RNA of Metarhizium acridum CQMa 102, 915 nucleotides long. RefSeq lists its product as uncharacterized. The record is from RefSeq and is a predicted model, not a curated record. Lineage: Eukaryota; Fungi; Ascomycota; Sordariomycetes; Hypocreales; Clavicipitaceae.
AUGCAGCCACGGCCGCAUCUCCCCGGGCCGUCACAAGCCUUUGCCGAGAAAAAGACCAAGAUCCUGGACCAACUCGCCGUGCCGGAAGCCGAAUACACGGACCUGUCGCCCAAGGGAAGCGUCGACAGGGGCAUCCGCCACCUCAUCGACGAGAUCAACAGUGCAGACGGCUUCGUAACGACCAGCAGCUGCGCAGGCAGAGUCAGCGUCUUCCUACAAGGCAGAAAGGCGACACCAUGCGCAGACGCAGACGCAGAUGAGCAGCCCCCGGCACAGGUAGCCGGCGUCGGGGGCAAGGGCGCCGGCGGAACGUGGCUGUAUGUCUCGCACGAUCCGGUCAAGGGCCAAGACUGGCUGCAGAGCCUGGAGUUUGAGGACGGAGAGGCCCAGCGCACAGGGAGGUUGAUUCACUUCAAGUUUGAACCCAUGAUCCUCCAUGUUCUUACGGCUUCGCUUGCCCACGCGCAGCUUCUCCUGCGAUCUGCGCUGCAGGCUGGCUUUAGGGAAUCAGGCGCGGUGAAUCUGACGGCGGAUUCGCAAAGCGCCGCGCCGAUAGUGGCUGUUCGGUCCAUGGGGCUUGGGUUUGAAUCUCUGGUCGGGCAUGAGUUUGAGGGGAAGCGGUACGCGCUCGUGUCCGGCUCGUAUCUGCGGGCGUUGAUGGAUAUUGGGAACGAGCGGUUCUCCGAGAAUACGAAGCGCAUCGAGAGGUUCCGCGGCGCGUUCAAGGAGAAUCUGGCCAGGAUGGGCUCUGACGGGCGUCGGUGGGAGGAUCCUGCGGCGAGGAAGGAGAGGAUGCGAGCCGAAGGGCUGCGGAGGAAGGCUAUGGCGGCGGAGGUUGUAGCUGAGGAGAAUGGCGCGAGGGAGAGUGUCGACGAAGUGUAUGAAGGGGUUGCAUUAGACUUUGGUUUAGCGUAG